AUGAAGAUUUCCUGCAGCAUCAUCACUUUGGUAACCUUAUUGUUGGGUUCUUUGGCAUCUUUCGCCAAGGGCCAAGUAGCGCCGCUUUACGAGGCAUUUGAUCUCGGUUUCUGUCGAGUUGAUCCGGGAGAUCUCGGUAUUGCUCAUGAUCUCGCUUACGUUUUGGGCUGGGAUCCUAACACUGCAGUUGAAUGUGAUCAACUCUGUCGGGACAAUGAUCCUUUCCAAGGCUUGCGAGGUUUCUCGGAAGGAGGCACUUCCAAUGCCUGCAGUUGCUGGUAUGACAAUGGACUAUCUCCCGGAGAGGGUGGAAACUGCCCAAGCGUCUUUACUGGGUGCAACACUGCCCAAAUAGGAACUGGCGAGAUUGAAGCAACUGUCGAUUGGGGGUUUGGACGAACAUGCUUCAAGUAUAAUCGGUUUCCUGUGGGAUCCGAAGCCAACGGCGAUCCUCAUUUCCGAACCUGGAAGAACGAACAUUUCGAGUUCCAUGGACAGUGCGACAUUGUCAUGACCAAGGUCAAGAACUUUGCCAACAAGGACAUCGAUCUCGACAUUCACCUUCGUACUAGCAUGGUCCGAUACUGGAGCUACAUCAAGGCCGCUUCCAUCCGUAUUGGAAAUGAUAUCCUCGAAGUUCAAGGCUCGUCGGCUGCCAAGGAAGAUGGCGAGGACAAGCGUCAUCACUGGAUCAAUUUUGAGUACCGUGGGGAUAUCGCGGACCUUGGUGGCUUUCCAGUCACUAUUAGCCCUCGCAACGACAAGUACAUUAUCGAUCUUGAUAGUGCCUACCCGGGCCAAAUGAUUGAAAUCAAGACCUACAAGGAAUUCGUUGGGGUCAAGAUUAUCGGAGCUACCGAAGAAUCGUUUGGCAAUGCUGUCGGUAUCACUGGCGAUUUCAAUACUGGCAAUACCUAUGCUCGCGAUGGCAACACGGUGCUGAACGACUUCAAUGAGUUGGGCAUGGAAUGGCAAGUCUUGCCAAGUGAUGGCAAGCUCUUUCAUGAAAUGGCUCGUCCUCAAUUUCCAGAACUUUGCUACCUUCCAGAAGAUCCCCGUGGGGAACGUGGUCGCCGCUUGGAUGAGUCUAAUAUUACAAAAGAAGAAGCGGAAGCUGCUUGUGCUGGCCUCGACGAUGAAUUUGAUCGCAAGGGAUGUAUAUACGACAUCCUUGCCACUCAAGACUUGGACAUGGUUGGAGCGUACUAA
Molecule: messenger RNA, 1209 nt
Organism: Cylindrotheca closterium
Lineage: Eukaryota; Bacillariophyta; Bacillariophyceae; Bacillariales; Bacillariaceae
Source: the annotation of a GenBank genome assembly